UGAAAGUUAAAUCCUGAACUAUAAAAUCGGGGCAGUUUACUUCAGAGAAAGAAGAAGUUUAUAUCCCACAAGUGAAAAUCACUUAAAAUUACUCUUAAACAUGUUUGUCUUGAUUACUUUAUCACUACUUUUUCUUAGAAUUGUUAGUACUACCGAGACUGAUCACACAGUAACUAUUGAUUUCUUGAGAAACACCAUCGAUGACCCGGUGACAUACCCGUACUAUAUGACCAAUACACGCGCCAACACUACUACGAAGAAAUAUGAAAGUGGCCUACCUAUUCGUAAUUAUGAAAUUGUCAUGCAUGAAGAGACUGGGCUGUACCAAAUAUCAAGAGACGGCACCUGGGGUCUUUACGACAUACACCUAAAUCGUAUUGCUAUUGUCUCUGAAGAAUUUGCUUCAAUCCUCGACACAUCACUUGCAGAUCAAGGUAUCAUAAUUGAUCAAGAAAGGCUGAUUGAGAAUCUUAAGAUUCAGGCACCGCAAGAACUAUUUUCGCUUGAGAAACCGUCAGCUGAAGAAUACAGAUCUAUCUUUUUACAGUAUUUAGAUGACCUUGAAACUUCUCUACAAGAGGAUGGGUUCUAAUUGGUCCUGCUAGUGUAAAGGAAUGGUACAAUGGUUUUUCAUUGUAUGGCACAUACUCGGAAUCGAGUCAUCUUUCCACGAGUUCUAAAGGUGUCGCUUCUUCACCUCUACGAUAGUGAAUUAACAAAAUUAGACAUGUAAAACGGACAACUCGGCCUGGGAAAGAUAAAACCUCACGUACAAGAAGAAAUAAAAUUACCCCAGAG
Messenger RNA from Scheffersomyces stipitis CBS 6054, 798 nucleotides. RefSeq lists its product as uncharacterized. The record is from RefSeq and is a predicted model, not a curated record. The coding region runs from base 101 to 592 and encodes 163 amino acids. Lineage: Eukaryota; Fungi; Ascomycota; Pichiomycetes; Serinales; Debaryomycetaceae. The transcript has a single exon.